GCGGUGAAAUGAGGGCUAAAACGUGAGACUGGGAUUUUUAAAAAAAAUUAUUUUCCUUCAUCCAAGGACAAAUGGAUCAAGCAGAGCAGCUGGAGGAGAUCUCUGCUUGGUGUAAAGAGGAAGGUCUUCCUCCUGACUCCUCAAAGGAAGCUCAGCUGUGUUUGCUAUGGCGCGCCCUUCAGCACACGACGAGCCGCCUCAGCAAAGUGACCAGAGACCUGGAAACCCACCGCUCUCAGCACUUAGCAGAAAUGGCGGAGGUACGCAAGUCGCUGGAGCAGAUCAGAUUCUUCACGGAGCACAAAAAUGUUUUGGCUCAGGAGAUACAAGAUGAGAAUGAUCACCUUAAGGAGCAGCUGCGGCGCCUAAUAUCACUUCAAGAUGCCCAGAUAAGCGAGGUGGCUAAAAUGCUGUACCAGCAGGGUCUCACAGAGUUGAUUCACAGCAGCCCCAGUGAGCAGGUGGCGUACCUCCUGGUGGAGAGGGCUUCCCUGCUUGAGACAAGUGAGCUUACAGACAAGUUGACGGGUGAUGGAAACACAGCCAACCAUAUGGGGACAGGAGCACAAGUAAAGAGCACCGGCGUAUCCCAGGCUGCCCACAAGGGGGCACCACGUCAUGGGCAGAGCGCAUGGAAAAAACUCUUUGGACUCAAGUCUUCACAGAACAAACAUACUUUUAUUCCUGCUGAGGCCAGAUUUUUGGCUGGCCAGGAAAGCAGUUUGGGAAGAGAGUGCUCCCGGCUGGAGCGGGACCUGGAGGAGGGCUCCCGCCGGCUGGCAAUGGCGCACAAUGAGAUCCGGCGUUUGACUGAUGAGCUGGAGUCUGCUCAUUUGACCCAGAGAGCGUAUGAGCCUGAGCUGCAAUCAGCACAGCAGGAGGUGGAGCAGCUCCGGCAGGAGGUAGAAAAGCUGAAGAAAUAUGAAAUGGUGGAACUGCGAAAGACCAAAGAGCUAAAUGAUCGCCUGGACCUCGAGAUCAGAGCCUUGAGGAACAGGGUUCGCUCCUUGGAUGCUGAGAAAACCUCUUUGCAGCAGACGGUCGUGUCGCUGCAGGAAGAAGCAGAGCAGUUGAAGGCAGCCUUACAGGAGGAGCUCCUAACUAAACAGGUUCCAGUCAAACAAGUAACAGAGAUGACUGAAGUUGUGUCUCUAAAGAAGAAGGCGGAGCGACUGGAGUCAGCCCUAAAAGAGCAGCAGCAGCAACUUCUCACUGUGCAAGUUCAGGCCAACCAUGCCAACGAAUUAGCCAAAUCUCCAACAGCAGAGCUGGUACAGAGCAACAAGACCUGCAGACGUUUGCAAGAAAAGCUCACUGCAGAGAGGAGAAGCCUUUUAGAAAAAGAGGAAACUAUACAUUCUCUUCAGCAGCAGGUUGACUGCUCCCAAACCAGUGUGGAUAACCUUGUGCUAAAUAUCAACACCAGUGAAGACAUCCUGCAGGAUCAAAAGCUGCUGAAACAAAAAAAGGCAGAUUCUCAUCUUUUUGUAAACACUCAGUCACAUGACUCCUUUGUGACAGCAGAUGAAGAGCCACAGACGACAAAGUACGAAGAAAACAGACCACAAAAGGAGUGUAUUAAUUGUCAACAAGCAAUGAAAACUCUGCUGUCCUCCCAAGAGGAGUGUGAGGCACUUAAAAAGGAGAUCUGCGAAACCCUGAAAUGCAUUGACGAAGAGCGAAGCAAAUUCCACGAGAUGAAGCAAAAACACAAGGCCAAACUUUGCCGAGCCAAACAGAAAUUUGAAGAUGAAACCACCUGGCGUGAUGAGAAGAUAAGAAGUCUACAGAGAGAAUUGUCCUUGUGCUGUCAUUCAGUAGCAAAGGAGAAGGAGCUUGUCAUAAGCAUAACUGUGGAAAAUGAGAAACUACUCUCUGAGAGGAGGAAGCUACUGCAACAGCUAAACGAGGAGGAGCACAAGAAGAAGGACAGUUGUCUAAAAGCUUCUUUAUCCAAAUGCAGGGUGGAACUUUUAGAGCUCGAAAACAAGAAACUCGGAAACCAAAUAUCACAAAUGUCCAACCAGCUCGCUGUCCUGGAGUUCAGCCUGCAGAAGACGCAGCUGCUUCACUUUGCUGAGAAACUUAAGAAAAUGCCAGAUGACCAGCAAGUUUUCAAGUCUCUUCCUCAGCAGUCUUCAAGUGUGAUUUCACCCGAGCAGUCUGAAGCUCAGGGCUUGUUGGAUGGUACACUUAGAGGUCACUCCAAGCAGACAGAUGGGACUUGUUACAGUCAUGCGUCUGAGAUUUUGUGUCAAUCAGCAGAUAUGAGCUACCUGAACCUGACCUCCACGCAGAAAAACCACUUGAACCGCUCAGGUCCCCUGGCUGCCCUCAGCAGCAUUGAAAAUCUGCCUUCCUGAAGUUUUCUGUUUUAUUUGUAAGUUAAAUUAAUAAAUAAGAUA
Messenger RNA from Pelmatolapia mariae (spotted tilapia), 2405 nucleotides. RefSeq names its product coiled-coil domain-containing protein 30. The transcript has 19 exons. The record is from RefSeq and is a predicted model, not a curated record. Lineage: Eukaryota; Metazoa; Chordata; Actinopteri; Cichliformes; Cichlidae. The coding region runs from base 72 to 2363 and encodes 763 amino acids.